AUGACCGAUCGUAUGAGACGACGUCGAUCUCGUGAUGUUCGUCUGAAUGGCUCGAACUCAUCAUCUCCAAGAGAUGAAGCUGGCUUAUCACCUUCAACACGAUUACGAAUAGCUGCAGAUGUACAUCGUCAUUCAACAUCUGAUGACGAUUCUGGAUGCAUCUUAGAAGAGUAUGCAUGGUGGCCAAGCGGUCUCAAACCAGACAUGGUCCAUCUGUAUUUCUCUUGCCUGCCUGAGGAUAAAGUACCAUAUGUCGGAAGUGUAGGAGAAAAAUGGAGAGCUCGACAGCUGAGACAUCAAAUGCCCGCACAAGAUUCAGAUGGUCGUUAUUGUGCCGAAUUGACAAAAGAAGAACAGGAAGAACUAAGAGUGUUUGAUCGUGCUCGAAAAAGCGAAUGCAUUGGCGUGGGACGCGUCUAUAAACUGCCAUAUGAUGGUAUGGUUCGCACCUGUCAGGGGUGUUUCCGUGAUGCGCAGGAGGGUGAAGUGAUAGUUGAAUCAACACGUACUUCUCAAAUCUUCCACCCUCAAUGCUUCCACUGCAAUGAGUGCCGGAUUUUGCUUGUGGAUUUAGUUUACUUUGCACAUGAUGGAAAGAUAUUCUGUGGACGUCAUCAUGCUGAACAGAUAAAACCACGAUGUGCUCGCUGUGAUGAGCUCAUAUUCGGAGAAGAAUGUACCGAAGCCGAAGGAAGAACCUGGCAUCUUCAUCACUUCCAAUGCGCAGACUGUGCUUGUAUUCUAGGUGGAAAGAAAUAUAUGCAAAGGAAUGGUAAACCCGUGUGCUUGAAUUGUUUCCAUUCAGCUGAAUCCCCUCUGCAGUGUACUAGCUGUAGAGGUAAAAUUCGAACCAAUCAUCCACAUAUCUCUCAGAAUGAUCUUCAUUGGCAUGCAGAUGUUCGUUGCUUUAGCUGCUGCGUCUGCUCCAAAAAUUUACUUGGAUUAAAAUAUUCUUUAUUAGAUAACCGGUUAUACUGUGGCUUUAAUGGUUGUGAAUCUGAUUCUGGAUUUGAUGACCGCCUGAUGGUACCAUCGCCUGAACGGAGAAACACCAGACCUCCGCGUGUGCCACGAGCAUUACCGUCUCCAGUAUUAGCACCCCGACCUCCACAACGAGCCCCACCACCACCUCCGACCGAAAAUAUUUAUGAAACAGUCUUGCCUUGCACAUCAAGCAGUCCCGAAUUUGAAAAGAAGUUUGGUUCAGAAUGCGAAAGAAUAGGAAACUAUUAUAGUCAUACACCUAAUCGCUUAAUGCCGCAUGAGGACGACUUAAGUACAUCUUCUGAAUCAGAAGACGAUGAUCUAUAUGUUGCAAACCUGAUGGCUGCAGCCUCGUUAAAUAGGAUGCCUAAUAGGAAAACAACGCAAUUCUCAACUGUGCGAGUCGCAAAAAAGAAAAAGAGUAAUAGAUGCAUUGUAUCGUAA
Molecule: messenger RNA, 1428 nt
Organism: Auanema sp. JU1783
Lineage: Eukaryota; Metazoa; Nematoda; Chromadorea; Rhabditida; Rhabditidae
Source: the annotation of a GenBank genome assembly